Messenger RNA from Pseudogymnoascus verrucosus, 2223 nucleotides. RefSeq lists its product as uncharacterized. The record is from RefSeq and is a predicted model, not a curated record. Bases 115 to 2055 code for a protein of 646 amino acids. Gene Ontology annotation, molecular function: DNA binding; DNA-binding transcription factor activity, RNA polymerase II-specific; zinc ion binding. The transcript has 6 exons. Lineage: Eukaryota; Fungi; Ascomycota; Leotiomycetes; Thelebolales; Thelebolaceae. Gene Ontology annotation, biological process: regulation of DNA-templated transcription; DNA-templated transcription.
CCUUGAGAUCCUAACUCCACUGAUUUAUCACCAUAUCUCUUUGUGGUGCGCCUGCCGAUUAACAAAACCAGUAGUGCUUUUUUAAUCUGCUAGGUUCAAUGCUACUGAGUUAGUAUGGACACGCCAGUGACAUCCACUCCAAAUUCCGAGGACGAGACGCCGGAAGGCCGGAGUCGUAAACGCACUGCUAAGGCAAAGGCGUGUGAUUCUUGUUAUAAAAGAAAGAUAAAAUGUGACACCAACGCCCUGCAAUGCAACUGGUGCAAGCAUCACAAUCUUCAAUGCACUUUCGACAGAAUUCCUCCAGCAAACCGGAAGAAAAAGAUUCGAGAUGGAUAUAGUAGGGACACAGAGUUGGCCGAACGCAUCGAAAGGAUUGAGAAUCUCCUCAGUCAAAAGUUAGGGUCUGAAGAAUCUAGACGCGAUACCAACAAAAGCCCCUCUGCCAUUACAAAAAUUGGCACAAGAAUUACGCCAAGAUUCUCUUCAUCUUUAGGAAACCUGCAUUUUGCUGGAUUCAAGCUUAGAGAGAUCAGUUCGUACAAUAGCAUCCCCUUGUUCUUGCCGGAGGGCCAGCAAUGGAUCAAAUCACGCACAGGCCAGACAGUUGCGUUAGAGAAAUUCUACGCAUUUGGACCACCGUGGCAGAACCAGCGCAGCCUUCAUAUGAACUCGGUCCCUAGGGACAUGCAAUUCCUGCAGGACAGCGUCCACCUUCCUGACAGAGAGAUCGUUGAAGAAUUAGCCCUGGAAUACAGCUCACACAUUUUGUCCCUUGUGUUCCCUACUAUCGAUAAAGUCUUGUUUAAAGAUACAAUAAAUCUUGCCUACCAGCAAGGAAGUUUGCAGCCUACCGGGAAUGCCAGCGCAAAGGCAUGCAUCUAUGCAUUUCUCGCCUUUGUAUCCAUAUUCAACGUUCAUAGUGGUGGAAGUAGCACAGGGCUACCGCUAGACAGCGAGGCAUAUGCUUGGAAGGCUCAAAGCUUAGCCGCCCCGGCUCUUCAAGACAUAACAACAGACUUGCUGCAAACAGCUAUAAUGCUAUCAAUAUACCAACUCUUUGGUGGCAAUCAGCAAUCUGCAGCCGUCAUGAAUUCGAUAGCUGCUCGUUUUGCCUUCAUGCUGGGUGCUCAUACUUUACAUGAUCCAACUAUUGCUAGUCAAACGUCGUCUUCCGCUGAAAUUGUAUCCCGAACCAAAAAUCAUCGUCGGAAUUUGUUUUGGCUUUGUUAUACGUUUGACAAGGAACUAUCUCUGCGAACUGGACAGCCUCCAUCGAUGAACGACGAACACUGCGACCUUACCCUUCCUCCAGGUUAUUUAGAUCGACUAUACGCAAAUCAAUAUUCCAACUCUUCCUCUCGUGAUAUCCCCUUAUUCCCGGGCGAUCUGCGUUUGACCAUGAUCAAAUCAAGAGCGUACAACUCUCUCUAUUCAGCCCGAGCUCUACAAAAAUCCGAUGCCGAACUUUUAAGAGACAUACGAGAACUCGACAACGACCUAGAGAGAUGGAGAAUAUCAUUACCUCUGGGGUUUAGGCCUACUAUAUCAUUUUCACACGACACACCGGCCGAUAGUGAGAUGGACAUGCAAGUUGUGGUAUCGCGGCUGGCCUACCAUCACUGCGUGGCUAUAAUACAUGAAGCUAGCGGUCGAUGCAAGGCCUGGGCUGAUGGUCAGAGUAGUGUCAUGGAAGGAGUGAGUUCAAGUCUCGAAUUAGCAGUAGAAGCGAGUCGAUCAUCGAUUUUAUACCUACAUACGGCGCAGCAUGUUCUCGAAGAUGAUUGUUUCUGGAUGAUUCUUUUCUAUCCAAUGUCGGCUCUAUUGACAAUAUUUUGCAAUAUCCUUCUAAACCCUCUAGACCCGCAGGCAGCUCAAGAUUUAGAGUUGAUCAGCAAGGCACCUGAUUUGAUUAAGGGAAUGCCUAUCCGUCAACCCACCAUGGAUGAGCUCUUCCAUAUUAAUCUUGUAGAUGAGUUCAUUGCGGAGUUAAGAAGGCUGGGAAAGUGCGCUAUUAGCAAAGCUAAACAGGAGAAUCUCGAUCAUAAUAAUUAGGUGUGUAAUGGUAUACAGGUUAUAGAACCCAACGCGUCAUCAGAUUUUGAUAGUUAGUAUAAACUAUGGCUUUCUAGCCUCAAAAUGGAAAUAUACAGGUAAGGCAUCUUUUAGAACUUUGACUGGUAUUUCUGUCCAGUUAGACAGUCCGAAACAACAAUAUUCUAG